AUGUUUGCUGCUCGAAGUUUGCUAUAUUUUAGAAAAAUAUCUUUAAUUUCUCCUGUUAAAAAUUCUAAACGGCUUGUAUUGCGAAGAGAGACACAUUCCGUACCACAAGCGUUGCGUUCGACAAAACCGAAAUCUAACAGAAAAGAGCCAAUUUAUUUCGUGGAUUCCAAACAAGUACAAGUUAUCGGGGGAAAGGGAGGCGAUGGCUGCAUCUCGUUUUUACAACUCUGGUGCAAUGAAAGAGCCGGUCCUGACGGCGGUGAUGGCGGAAAUGGAGGUCAUGUAAUUUUUCAAACUUCGACCGACGUGCGUAACUUUAAUCAUGUCCUAAGUAAAAUCCGAGGAUUGCCCGGAGAAAAUGGUCGAGGUGAGCAUUGUCACGGAAAGAAUGCUCAGCACACAAUUGUGAAAGUUCCAGUGGGGACGGUUGUACGGAAUAGAGGGGGCCAAAUAGUGGGUGAUUUAAGUGAAGUUAAUAUAAUGUUUGUAGCUGCUCGUGGUGGUGUUGGCGGUAAAGGAAACAAAUUCUUUGCCACUUCAGUUCAAAAAAGUCCAAAAAUUUCAGAGUAUGGCCCUGAAGGCGAAGAUAUUUCAUACAUUUUAGAAUUAAGAACUAUGGCUGAUAUAGGAUUUAUUGGUCAACCAAAUGCUGGUAAGAGUACUUUGCUGAAUGCAAUAACACGAGCGAAGCCGAAAGUUGCUCCGUACGCAUUUACAACGCUUCGACCCUACGUUGGAAUGGUACAAUAUGAUGACUUUACUCAAUUGGCAAUUGCCGACUUACCAGGUUUAAUACGUGAUUCACAUCUGAAUAAAGGCCUCGGAAUACAGUUCCUAAAGCAUGCAGAGCGAUGCAAAGUGUUACUUAUUGUUUUGGAUGCUAGUUUAGAUAACCCUUCCCUCCAAUACGAACAACUUAUGCAUGAGUUAAGAAAAUUCAGUAAAAACUUAGCAGAACGGCCAAAAAUAAUUGUAGCGAACAAAAUGGAUAUUCCCGAAGCUAAAAAUAAUUUUCAAGAUCUUCAAAACGAACUCAAAGUAAAGGUAAUACCUAUUAGUGCUAAAACUGGUGCAAAUCUGUCGGAAUUGUUAAGAGUUAUGCGCGAGUAUUAUGAAUUAUACAAAUAAGAUAAUAACUUGUUAAAAAAUCAACGUUUAUUGUUAUUCAUUCAGUCAUACGUAGUAAAUAAAACUAAGAGCUUAAGUUCAAGUAA
This is a messenger RNA of Bactrocera dorsalis (oriental fruit fly), 1214 nucleotides long. RefSeq names its product mitochondrial ribosome-associated GTPase 2. Bases 1 to 1128 code for a protein of 375 amino acids. NCBI's taxonomy places the organism in Eukaryota, Metazoa, Arthropoda, Insecta, Diptera, Tephritidae. The transcript is spliced from 2 exons. Gene Ontology annotation, cellular component: mitochondrion. The record is from RefSeq and is a predicted model, not a curated record. Gene Ontology annotation, molecular function: GTPase activity; GTP binding; magnesium ion binding.